Messenger RNA from Physcomitrium patens, 2748 nucleotides. RefSeq names its product DNA replication factor CDC6B. Gene Ontology annotation, biological process: mitotic DNA replication checkpoint signaling; DNA replication initiation; cell division. Gene Ontology annotation, molecular function: DNA replication origin binding; ATP hydrolysis activity. Gene Ontology annotation, cellular component: nucleus. Lineage: Eukaryota; Viridiplantae; Streptophyta; Bryopsida; Funariales; Funariaceae. The record is from RefSeq and is a predicted model, not a curated record.
AGCUCGCAUUCCCGCUCCCCGAAACCAGAAGCAAAAUCGAAACCACGCCCAGUUUGCGAGCCCUGAUUCAGGAGGCAGGCGUUGUUGAUCAAUCCACACUCGCUUGCCAUCUCGCUCAUCGUCUCUUCCUCCUCCUCCUCCUCCUGCAUUUAGUGCUCUCGUUACCCUUGCUGCCCUGAUCCUGGCCUUCCCUUUCUCCUUGCUGAAUGGCUUGCUAAUCGAUUGAUGAUGUGACCUCGCCUUCGCGAUUGUUGAGUGUGAUUGAGUGAGUUUGAAUACAAUUUGUCAAGGUUUCGGCAAUGUCGCCAAUGUGAAGAGCGGGAGAAUUGUCGUUGUUCACAGCAGCCUUCCAAGGAGUUUUGGUAGGUCUAUCACUGGCCUAGUGAGGCGGAAUGGCGAGUACCGGCGUCGUUUUAGCAUCGGCUGACUUGGUUGGACCUACGGACGGUGUCUUUGAGGAGCUCACCGGGCCUCUCAAAGGGUGGAAGCGCAAGCUCUCUGGAAAGAAGGGAGGGACUCCAAGAAAGAAGGAUAUGGCAUUUGUGUCUCCAGAUGGGGAAGAAAUAUCGAAUAAAUGGCAAUUGGAUAAGUAUCUCAAGUCUCAUCCAGGAGUAGCCGUCGCAAGUGACUUUGAGUGGGUCGUAUCAGCUGCUGCGACCCCAAGCGGGACACCAAGAAGGUCUGCAAGGUUGACCCCUAAAGGCCGUUCUUUCACUGAAGAUACUGACGAGGAGAUGCAACCAAAAGAACGUCCGCUUAAGCGAGCACGGAGAUGUCUUAAUGGGAUAGGAAAAAAAGAUGGUGAACUUCCGGAGAUGGUCAACGCAUCUACUCAAGACGACGAAGAGAUAGCGAACGGCAAAAAACUUUCCAAGAUUAAAGAGGAGCAGAAUGGAAAUGACAUGGAGAAGGCUACGCUUUUGAGAUCGGGCAGCGACAGCUACAAUCUCCAGCUAAAUAGCAUAAAUUCCUCCUCGUGGGACCCUGCUGAAAGUUCUCAUAUUCUGGCUGUGAAGAAAGCUUUGCAUUUGUCUGCAAUUCCAUCAUCAGUCUUGUGCAGAGAUGUCGAGCAGGCGAAAGUGAUUGAGUUCUGUAAAUCAUCUAUUGUACAGCAAGUCCCAGGAAGCAUUUACGUUUGUGGAUGUCCGGGAACCGGGAAAUCGUUGACCAUGGAGCAAGUAAAGCUACUUAGUGUAUCUUGGGCAGCUGAGGCGAACUUGUCUCCUCCAGAUAUUGUAUCUGUUAAUUGCACUACUUUGACCGACCCACGAAAUAUUUAUCAGAAGGUCCUGCAAUCAUUGAAGCAAAAAGAGGCUUCUGAUGACGUUGUAAAGUCUUGGUCUUUGUGCUUAAAAGAAUUAAGGCAGAGAGUGUGUGAUACGUCUCGGAAAUCUGGUGGAUCACCAAGACAUAUGCUGUUGCUCAUUGUAGAUGAGAUGGACUACCUUAUUACAAGAAAUCAGGAAGUACUUUAUGACUUGUUUCAACUUCCUACAUAUCCAAAUUCGUGCUGCAUACUGAUUGGUAUUGCAAAUGCUAUUGACCUUACAGAUCGUUUUCUACCAAAAUUGCGUUCAUUGAAUUGCAGACCAGAUGUUAUCACAUACCCGGCAUACACAAAGGAUCAAAUUUCAACCGUUUUAACACAGCGACUGAAGGGUGUUCCCUUCACAGUAUUUCAAACGGCGUCAGUGGAGCUAUGUGCAAGAAAAGUAGCAGCAGCAUCUGGGGAUAUGAGGAAAGCCCUCCACGUCUGCAGGAGUGCAUUAGACAUUUUAGAAACAGAGGUCAGAGCAGAGCUGGAUAAAGGUGGAAUCGAUACUCCCUCAUUGAAUGUCAGUGAGUCGUCAGGUUCGGUUCAGCGAUCAAGUUCCAUCAAGCCGCCACAUUUGGUACGAAUUGACCACAUGGCAAAAGCUCUCGCACGCACGUUUCGUUCCCCAGUUGUAGAAACUAUUCAAAACUUACCUCAGCACCAGCAGAUGGUGCUGUGUUCAGCAGUACGCUUAUUUCGUCGUGCUAAAAAAGAUGCUACCCUUGGCGAGUUAAAUAAAGCGUAUCUUGACUUCUGUAAAUCAAGCUCUAUUCCUGCUCUCGCUGGCAGUGAGUUUUCGAGUAUUUGUCGGGUGCUAUCUGAUCAGGCGUUGCUGAAGCUGGGUGAAUCUCGUGAAGAUCGCCUUCGUAGGGUGACACUGCAAGUGAAUCAGGAUGACGUUGUCUUCGCGUUGCAGGGUGUGCGAUUCUUCCGUAACAGUCUCUCAUGAUGCCGGAAUAUGUGCAACCAACUUGACGUUCUAGUAGUCGUGACAAGAAUCUUGGCUGAGAUUUUGGCGGAGGCAUCUCAUAUAAAGUGUUCAUAGGCAUGGUGACCAGUCUUCUCACCAACAGUGUGUGAAGCGCUUGCAGCCACUGCCACUCAAACGCCCUAUGUCUCGAUUAUUGGCCGUAUAUGGAUCUUUUUAGGUUAAGCCGUACAGCUUGCUGAACUCACGUAGUCUAAACAGCAUCAUUAUGCAAUUAUUGAUAUACUGCAUGUUAGAUUACAUAAUCAGUUAUUCACCUCUUAUGCCCAAGUGGCAAAAAGGCUUUUGUUCUGCUGAAUGCAGAUCCUCCUUUUGCGAGGAUUGCAAGGAACUACGUAAAAUAGAUCUUGUGGAGGGUUUCGGAAUGAGAUACCUUCUUACAUACAGUUUCGUUAUUCCAAUAUGAAAAUGCUUCUAUAAAAUGAUACUCUUCUUUGAUAUUUAA